CCUAAAGAUUCCCUCGAAUAUUCGUUAUCGUCCCCGGAUUUCUUUAUAUACCCUAGCCGUCCAUUUUAUCAGGCCUCGCUUCUUCGCUAAUCCAUUUUGCAGAGCUUCUUCAACCAAAUCAAUCGAAGAUGACUGCCUAUAUCGGAAAGUACAAAGAUGAGCUCAUUGCCAAUGCUGCUUACAUUGGCACUCCUGGAAAGGGUAUCCUUGCAGCUGAUGAGUCCACUGGAACCAUUGGCAAGCGGCUUUCAAGCAUCAAUGUCGAGAAUGUUGAAACAAACCGUCGAGCUCUUCGCGAGCUCCUCUUCUGCACUCCUAAUGCCCUCCAGUACCUUAGUGGCGUCAUCCUCUUCGAGGAGACCCUCUACCAGAAAACAGCUGAUGGAAAGCCCUUCGUCGAAGUUCUAAAAGAAGGCGGUGUUCUCCCCGGCAUCAAGGUGGACAAGGGCACCGUUGAGCUCGCCGGCACCAACGCUGAGACCACCACGCAAGGACUCGAUGAUCUUGGCAAACGAUGUGCGAAGUACUACGAAGCUGGCGCCCGCUUCGCAAAGUGGCGUGCUGUCCUGAAAAUCACUCCCAAUGAGCCUUCCCAACUUGCCAUCAAUGAGAACGCCAAUGGACUAGCUCGCUACGCCAUCAUCUGUCAGGAAAACGGUUUGGUUCCCAUUGUUGAGCCUGAGAUUCUUGUUGAUGGGCGGCAUGACAUCGACCGCUGCGCCGAAGUGUCUGAACGGGUGCUUGCUGCUUGCUACAAGGCUCUUAAUGAUCAUCAUGUCCUCCUGGAAGGGACUCUGCUGAAGCCAAACAUGGUCACUCCUGGUUCAGAUUCAGCCAAGGUGGCUCAUGAGGUCAUUGCAGAGUACACGGUGCGAACCCUACUCAGGACCGUUCCGGCUGCCGUGCCCGCCAUCGUGUUCCUCUCCGGCGGACAGAGCGAGGAGGAGGCGACUCUUAAUCUGAAUGCCAUGAACAAGCUCAAGGGGAAGAAGCCAUGGUCGCUUUCUUUCUCAUUUGGCCGCGCGCUGCAGCAGAGCACACUCAAGGCGUGGGCGGGGAAGGAAGAGAAUGUGAAGAAGGCGCAGGCCGCUUUUCUCUCUCGGUGCAAGGCGAACUCCGAAGCAACACUGGGGAAGUAUGGCGGCGAUGCCGCACUCGGAGAUGGAGCCUCGGAGAGUCUCCAUGUGAAGGAUUACAAGUACUAGUUCUGUUGCAGGGAGAGGGGAAUGAGGUAUUCUGUUUUUGUUUUUAUGAUUUCUAAAUACUUUCUUAUGUUGCUUGCGUGCUGUGCUGUGCUGUGUUGGUAUGAGCCCUUAGUUGUUUCCUCAUAAUGAAGUGCUACUCUUCUGCAGUGUUACAUUGAGGAUUUCUAUAUGUUGAGGUGUUUUUGAUGGAAUAAUGGAUUGUAGAGAUAUAUAAUUAAUAUUUAUGCAGUUUAUGCAGUUUUUUUAUUGAUA
Messenger RNA from Dendrobium catenatum, 1457 nucleotides. RefSeq names its product fructose-bisphosphate aldolase 1, cytoplasmic-like. The coding region runs from base 129 to 1205 and encodes 358 amino acids. Gene Ontology annotation, biological process: glycolytic process; fructose 1,6-bisphosphate metabolic process. The transcript is spliced from 2 exons. NCBI's taxonomy places the organism in Eukaryota, Viridiplantae, Streptophyta, Magnoliopsida, Asparagales, Orchidaceae. Gene Ontology annotation, molecular function: fructose-bisphosphate aldolase activity. The record is from RefSeq and is a predicted model, not a curated record. Gene Ontology annotation, cellular component: cytosol.